Messenger RNA from Oncorhynchus tshawytscha (Chinook salmon), 2318 nucleotides. RefSeq names its product ST6 (alpha-N-acetyl-neuraminyl-2,3-beta-galactosyl-1,3)-N-acetylgalactosaminide alpha-2,6-sialyltransferase (gene st6galnac). The coding region runs from base 406 to 1776 and encodes 456 amino acids. The transcript is spliced from 10 exons. Gene Ontology annotation, molecular function: sialyltransferase activity. The record is from RefSeq and is a predicted model, not a curated record. NCBI's taxonomy places the organism in Eukaryota, Metazoa, Chordata, Actinopteri, Salmoniformes, Salmonidae.
CCCAUGCUGUGCCAGGCUCGAGUGUAGCCUGUGCUACAGUUUACUUAGUUAAAGAAGACUUCUGGCAUAGAGGAUUUUCUACUGUCACUAGUGUACUGCUUAGUACAGGACUGCCACUAAAGAAGACUAGUCACAGACUGUCGUGGGGUGAGAGGGGCCCCGGAGCAGAGACCCUCUGGACUAAUUUACAGUCAAAUCCACCCCUGGCCCUCAUCUCUUUUCCUGUUGCUCCCCUGAAAAACCUAAACAUCCUCCUCAGAAGGACAUCAGCGACUCCCCUCCACCCCUCUACUCCCCCAUCCUCCUCCCCCUCUGCCUAGUUCUCAUGUUCCUCCUCCGGGGAGGUUGGAGAGCAGGGGGCACACACGUGGCCAGCUGCCCAGGCUCGGGGCCACGGUGACAGACAUGGGGCUCAAGAGGAGGCUGGGGCUGUGCUUCCUGGGUGUCAUCUCCUUGCUGGUCAUCUACAUCCUGUGUUUGAGCCUGGAGAUCACCGUCCCCUGGCGCAUGGUCAACCUGAACCUGUCACACUUCCCUGGUCUUGGGUACACACAGGAACCAAACAGGUCACAUGACUCUGAAGACUCUAUUGACGGCAACACACCGUCAGAUGGUUUGGACAGCCUACACAUUGGUUCAACACCAACAACACAUUUAAGGUUAAAGGUACAGUCCACAUCCCCUGUCGGAGUCAGACCCUCAUUGAAACCUGGAGCCAGGGUCAGGACUACCAAGGGUCAAAAUAUUAAAGGUGCUCUCCUCUCCAAUUCAACCAAACCAACAGAGCCACCUUUCAUUGGAGACAGUUACUACAGCGAAGUCGCCCCACCUCGAACCGACUGUCCAAAUAGUAUUCGUAGCAGGGUUCCCCAGACAGACUUUGGGGUGAGGUAUCUGGGCAGGAUCCCUGUCCUCCAGUGGGCCAAGCAUGCCACUCCAGAACAGUACCAGCGCCUCCAAGUGUACCCAGGGGCUCACGGGUGGGGAAACCUUGACAUUGACACUCUGGUGUCGACCCUGUCUGUUCUCAACACAUCGGCCAACUGGCACAUGUUUGAUGACUGGGAUCGUCGUAGCAACGGCUCGCAGUGUGUCUGCUGUGCUGUCGUUGGCAACGGAGGGAUUCUGAAGGAUUCUAAGAAGGGCCGGGAGAUUGACCAACAUGACUAUGUUUUCAGGACCAACGGAGCUGUGAUUAAGGGCUUUGAGCAGGAUGUGGGCUCUAGAACAUCCCUCUACACGUUCUCCACCAACACCCUCCGUAACUCCAUGAAGAGCUACGCCGGAGCAGGCUACAGAGGACCCCCGCUCUCUGAGGAGACUAGGUAUGUCUUCCUGCCAGACCAUGACAGAGAUUACCUGCUGAUGAAAGCAGCCGCCACACACACUCCAGUAGAGAGAGGACCAGAGAAGAGCAAAACGCCACCCACAUACUUUGGAAAAAAUGUGAGUGUAGAAAAGUUCAAGAUGUACCAUCCAGAUUUCAUACGUUACAUCAGAAACAGGUUCCUCCGAGGCCAUGCCAUGCAGACCAAAUACAAGAACAUAUACCGUCCAUCAACAGGUGCUGUGAUGCUGCUGGCUGCUAUGCACACCUGUGACCAGGUGAGCGCAUAUGGCUUCAUGACUCCAGACUAUAAAAACUACUCUGACCACUACUAUGACAGCAGAUAUCACCCUGUGGGUUUCUUCAUCAACCAUGACCUGAAGAUGGAGAUGACACUGUGGCAGCAGCUCCACCAGGCAGGACUCAUCACGCUCUACAUGCACCAGUGAUCUCAGGAACUAACUCACCCCAGGUCACUAUGGCAACGACCACAUUAAUGACAUACAUCUAUGGUAAUGACUCCGUCUCCACCACUGGCUCCCAAGGUUUGCCAACCCCCAGUAAACUAACUUACUGUUAGUUGCAACUACAAGAUUUAUAGAAAAAUUACUCCACUUCUGACUUCAUCAUUGCCUGCCAUGUUGGAGGUUUGCCAAUACUUCUGAGAAAAUGGUCUCCAUGGAGAUGGGCUUAGCCUAUCCUCUUGAGAAGUCUCUAAAAGGGUGGAGGCAGGUUGCCAGUCAUAGACUGUUGCUGACACUUGCUGAGUUACCAGGAAAACUGGGAGAUUCUUUUCAUUCUGGGAAAAGAUUGUUUUAGACUGUGCAGCUGAAGAUUUUAUCAAUGGCCCAGAUUUUGGACAUAUUUGACCAAAUAAUAUUUAUUAGCCUUUUUAUUUUUUUAUUGUUUAAUAUUACCCCCUUUUCUCCCCAAUUCCGUGGUAUCCAAUUGUUAGUAGUUUCUAUCUUGUCUCAUCGCUACAACUCCCAUA